Molecule: messenger RNA, 2252 nt
Organism: Alosa sapidissima (American shad)
Lineage: Eukaryota; Metazoa; Chordata; Actinopteri; Clupeiformes; Clupeidae
Product: peptidase M20 domain-containing protein 2-like
Exons: 7
Coding region: 471-1694 (407 amino acids)
Molecular function (GO): dipeptidase activity
Source: RefSeq, a predicted model, not a curated record
UUGUUGUUGACCAGUCUUGGAAGGGGAAGCUGAGGAACUGCGCGUCCCUCUGCCAGGGGUGUCAGAGGCGGUAUUACGCACUUUCACCGCUAUCUGAUUCACGUAGAUCUGUAGGCCUAUCUAUGCGGAUCGGUCACAUAUGCAACGAAAAGCAGUUUUUUUUCUGUUGUAUUUAAAUAGGCUACCAAUGUUAUGUGUGUUUGCCGUAGGCUAUAGCCCUUGAACACGAUCUGAAUCAUUGUCGGGACUAAAAUAACUCGUGUCGAAAUGUCCUCUCGUCUAUAACUAGAACACAGACUGCAAGUCUACUUUAACAGAAGAGGUGGCGACCAACGUGAACUUGUUGCAAGAAUUGUCACAAUUGCUGGGUGGUCAUUUACAGUGUCUGCUACAUUUAUCCUAGAAAACUGCAUGACGUCGGUCAGAUUAAAGCGAAUGUUUGCAAGUCGAGAAGUCUACAACGCUGAAAGAUGAAGGGGUCUGAAUCUCUUCAGGAUUUGAAAAGGCAAGUUUGUAUAACAAUUGAUGAAGCCAAGGAUAAAUUUUGGCACCUUAGCCAAGACAUUUGGACUUGUCCAGAGCUAGCGUAUGAAGAGAAAAAAGCGCAUGACAGACUGGUAAGAUUUUUCAGUGAAGACAACGGAUGGAUCGUGGAAGGUCACUAUAAACUUGACACGGCAUUUUGCGCAACAUGGGGACCCUUCGAAGGAAAGUGCGCUGACAAUGAAGUUCAUAUUGGUUUCUUGUGUGAAUACGAUGCUUUGCCUGGAAUGGGGCACGCUUGUGGCCACAAUUUGAUAGCAGAAGUGGGGGUAGCAGCAGCAACAGGCUUAAAGGUUUUGUUGGAAACUCUGUCAGACUGUCCACGUGUUAAGAUUACUGUUUUUGGAACUCCUGCAGAGGAAGCUGGUGGGGGGAAGGUUGACAUGAUUGAUAAGGGGGCCUUUGAGGGGCUAGAUGUGGUGUUCAUGGCACAUCCUUCACAAGAGGAUGCCACCUAUUUGCCAAUUAUUGCUGAGCACGAUGUUGUUGUGAGGUACCAUGGCAAAGCCGCCCAUGCCGCUGGCUAUCCUUGGGAAGGAAUCAAUGCUCUUGAUGCAGCUGUCCUUGCCUAUAACAACCUUUCUGUUCUCAGGCAGCAGCUGAGGCCAGACUGGAAAGUACAUGGUAUUAUUCGUCAUGGUGGGGUUAAACCCAACAUCAUCCCAGACUUCACCGAACUUGAAUAUUACCUGCGAACACCAUCACGCAAAGACCUGCAAACUAUCCGAGCCAAAGCUGAAAUGUGUUUCAAAGCAGCAGCCAUGGCAACAGGUUGUGAGGUUGAAGUUCUAUUUGCAAAAAAUGAGUUUCACAACUUAUUGCGUAUUCCUACGCUGGAAAGGCUGUUUGAACAGAAUGGAAAAGCUUUAGGCAUGGAGUUCAUCCCAGACAUCAAUGGCUCUGAGGGUUCAACAGAUUUUGGGAAUGUAUCAUUUGUUGCACCUGGUAUUCACCCCAACUUCUACAUUGGUUCUGAAGCUUUAAACCAUACAAAAGAAUACACAGUGGCAGCUGGUUCAGAGACAGCACAGUUCUACACUUUGCGGACUGCCAAAGCUUUGGCUAUGACAGCCCUUGAUGUCAUUUUCUGCCCAGAGAUGAUGCAGAGGGUGAAAGUAGAAUUUAAUGAGGCUAAACUGAAAGAAGAAUGAGUAUAAAAUUGAACAAGACAAAGGGCGAGCCUCUCAACACUGAAUAAUAACUUAAUAGAAAAACAACUUAGCCAAGCUUGGAAAGAUGAUCAACUUAAGGGAGAAUUCCGGCAGCACUCUGGGGGCAUGUUCAUGAGCAGCUACUGCUACACUCCGGGGGUAUGUUCGUGAGCAGCUACUGCAACACUCUGGGGGCAUGUUCGUGAGCAGCUACUACUCUGGAGGCAUGUUCAUGAGCAGCUACUGCAACACUCUGGGGGCAUGUUCGUGAGCCGCUACUGCAACACUCUGGGGGCAUGUUCGUGAGCCCCCAUGUUCACUGUAGCUGUCUGCGCAGAUCCAGCUGUUGGCUGCAGCAACUUGAGCUAUAGGUAGAACCAAUUGUUUUCGUUUUUUUACGCACCAGCAGUACUAGUGAACACGAGAAACAGAGAUCUAUGUGAAAAAUCGCUGGAAUUCUCUUUUAAAUGGGACAUAAACAACAUGAGACAUGGCUAAUAUUGUUAGGAUUUAAAUAAUGACUAAUUCUUAUAUAAUAAAUAAUUACUCUUCCUCCAC